Messenger RNA from Temnothorax curvispinosus, 3504 nucleotides. RefSeq lists its product as uncharacterized. The transcript has a single exon. The record is from RefSeq and is a predicted model, not a curated record. Lineage: Eukaryota; Metazoa; Arthropoda; Insecta; Hymenoptera; Formicidae. Gene Ontology annotation, molecular function: nucleic acid binding; zinc ion binding. The annotation marks the transcript as partial.
AUGAAAUUCCCUACCGAUUCGUGGGAUUUCCUUUUGCUCAAUUUCCUGCUCGAAAAGCUUCCCCGAUCAUUGCGGGAAAAGUUCGAAUCUGUCCAUCGGGCCGAAGAGAUACCGCGAUACGCUCAACUCAUCAAGUUUCUUUCCGAGCACUGUAAAGUACUUGAGGCCAUCUCGGGUCCGUCGACCAUGCCGUUCAAAUCACAAUCGUCCGCGUCGGCUUCGUCGCUUGCAACUCGAACUGCCGAGUGUCCGGCGUGCAAGGAACAACAUCUCGUGUUCAAGUGCCCUCGAUUCUUGAAACUAUCCCCCCGGGAAAGGCAUUCAACGGCCAAAACCGCAAAUUUGUGCUUCAAUUGCCUUCGCGCGGGUCAUGGCGCUAACAACUGCACCUCGACGGGGACGUGCCGGUCGUGCCAGGCUAGGCAUCAUACCCUAUUGCAUUUCGGACGGAGUUCGGGUCCAGUGGGCACCCCGGCGGAUACCGGAGCCCCCUCUGAAACGGCCGCCGAGGAGAGUUCGUCGCCACAACAUAACGAGCCCCUCGUCACCAUGACCAGCGUCGCGAAAUCGAGUUCAACCGUAUUACUGUCAACGGUACAGGCCGAAGCUCUCGACGUCCACGGGAAUCCAUUCCCUGUUCGCAUGCUAUUAGAUAGUGCUAGCCAAUUAAACUUUAUCUCGGAAAAUUGCAUGCAAAGGGGUGGCUUCGGACGAACCAAAGGUCGCACGGUGGUUCUAGCGGUUAAUGAUACUAAGGCGGCUGCCACUCGAGGCAGUACCUCACUCAUGAUUCAAGUACAGGGUAACGGCAACACUCGCGUUCCGAUAGAGGCUACGAUUCUCCCACGCAUCUCCGCACAAUUACCUAGUAGUCAAGUCGAACAAAGAGCGUGGAAACACAUAGAGGGAUUGAAACUUGCGGAUCCGCGGUAUCACCGACCGGGUCCCAUCGAUAUCUUAAUCGGCGCAGAGAUUUUUACGUCAUUGCUUCGAGACGGUCGUCGCGUAGGGAAGAAGGGCGAACCAGACGCCUUUAAUUCCAUUUUCGGAUGGGUUCUAGUCGGUUCGGUAUCGACGCAGGCAUCUCGGUCUACACACUCGUUCCUGACUCUCGAUUCAUUAGACGCGUCUCUCAAUCGAUUUUGGCAGUUAGACGAGAUUCCCUCGGCUCCGCCGUAUUCACAGGAAGAUAGACGUUGCGAGGAAUUAUUUGCGCAGACCACGCGUCGCGAUGUAUCUGGUCGAUUUGUAGUAUCGUAUCCUUUCAUAAAGGAUAAACCUUGUUUCGUUGGCACGCGUCAAGUAGCCGUGAAUAGAUUUCGCGCACUUGAGCGUCGCUUCAAAGCGGAUAAAGAAUUCAAAGCAAAUUACAGCAAAUUCAUGCAGGAUUACUUAGCUAAUGGCUAUAUGAAAUUGAUCAAGCAGCCGUUCCCAGUGGACGGACCUGUCUUUUACCUACCCCAUCAUGGGGUACUCAAGUCGGAUAGCACGACUACGAAAUUGCGCGUCGUAUUUGAUGGAUCGGCUAAGGAUCUGAACGGCGUCUCGCUGAAUCAAAUGUUGCGAUCCGGUCCCAAAUUACAAUCAGACAUAGUUGUGAUAUUAUUGAUGUUUCGGCUUGGUCUCGUGGCGCUCACCGCGGAUGUCAGACAGAUGUUCCUUCAGAUAUUGGUCGAACUCGGUCAAUGUGACUAUCAGCGAAUAGUGUGGCGUUUCUCGGAAAACGAUCCGAUCUCGGACUACCUUUUGUUGACUGUCAUUUUCGGAUUGACAUGCUCUCCGUUCAUAGCGAUUGCUUGCAUGUUAAAGUUAGCAGCCGAAGGCAAAACGAGAUACCCAUUGGCCGCAGCUGCCUUGGAAGAGAGCGUCUACGUCGACGAUGUGGUGACGAGUGUCGAGUCCGUGGAGAAGGCCCGCGAGCUUCAGCGGCAACUACAAGCCUUGCUUAAAACUGCCGGCUUCGAACUCAGAAAAUGGGCCAGUAGCCAUCCGUCGGUCUUGGCGGAUCUGGAUCCGGAACUCCGCAGCCAAUCGUUACUAUCCUUUGAAUCGCCGGAAGACCAGUUUCUUAAAGUCCUUGGACUUCGUUGGUACCUUCAAACGGACGACUUUGGAUUUCAGGUCAACCCGUUGGACAGAGAUUGCACCAAACGCACCAUUCUCUCUGAAUUAGCUCGCAUCUUUGAUCCAUUGGGGUUCCUGACCCCGUUUACAUUCAUGGCCAAACGAUUGAUCCAGCAACUCUGGAUGCUUAAAGUAGAGUGGGACGACAGGCCCCCCUCAGAGAUAUGUUCUAAAUGGGAAAGAUACAAGUCGGAGCUCUCCGCGUUAGCCUCCAUUCGUAUACCUCGUACUAUCGCGGUCGUAAAUAAGGUAUUCAGGCGAGAAAUCCACGGAUUUUGUGACGCGAGCGAGCAGGGCUACGGAGCCGUUGUAUAUAUUAGACUCGUCACCGAGAAUGGGGUGACAAUCCGAAUGCUCAUCGCCAAAUCAAAGGUGGCCCCACUCAAGGCCAUCACAUUACCGAGACUCGAACUUUCCGCGGCUGUCUUGCUGUCAGAUUUGUUGGAAUAUGUCGAGAAAAUUCUCCGACCUAAAAUUGCCGUCGACGACACAUACGCCUGGUCGGAUUCUGAGGUUACCCUCGCGUGGAUACGCUCGGCUCCGCACCGUUGGAAGACGUUCGUGCGUAAUCGUGUCGCACGCAUCCAGUCUAACACAAACAUUUCCUGCUGGAAACAUGUCGAUACCAAAUCUAACCCCGCGGAUUGUUGCUCAAGGGGCUUAUUCCCCCAGGAACUAGUCGAUCACCCGCUGUGGUGGACCGGUCCUGCGUGGCUCGUCGAAUUUGAACCUACUCAAGAAACGACAUUGGAAGCUGAGGAUCUUCCCGAGGAGGAAGAAAAUUCUCGCGCCUUUGUUUCCACAAAUCCUGCGGAUGACGUAGAUUCCAUUACUGUUGCCGAUUCGCUUCUCGAUCGCUUCUCGUCGUUAGACAAACUCGUCAGAGUGUUCGCGUAUUGCCUCCGAUUCGCUACCAAAACUAGAUCAAACGCGCUCACUCUCGUCGUGGAUCAAAUCGAAUUUCACUCGACCUUGUUAUACCUUGUCAAAUCUGUACAAUCUCGUUGUUUCGCAGAGGAUAUCGGUAGCUUAAGACGCAGUCAGAGCUGCUCCAAACCUCUGCGAAAACUUGCCCCCUUCUUGGAUGGUCGCGGAGUCCUCAGGGUGGGCGGCAGGCUCACCCAUUCCGCCAUCUCAUACGAGGCUAAGCACCCGGCAUUGCUGCCUAAUCGACAUCGACUCACGGAAUUUAUAGUAGAGCGCACCCACCGCCUACACCUGCAUCCGGGACGUCGAUCGUUGCAUUAUAUCCUGUCACAAAACUUCUGGAUUCUGGGGGCCCAUCAGGCCAUUAAACGCUGCCUAUCGCGCUGUUAUCGGUGCUUCAGGGCGAAUCCACGCCCGAUGCAACCGCCCAUGGCGGACCUACCGUUAGACCGA